Messenger RNA from Pedinophyceae sp. YPF-701, 1263 nucleotides. The record is from the annotation of a GenBank genome assembly. NCBI's taxonomy places the organism in Eukaryota, Viridiplantae, Chlorophyta, Pedinophyceae.
AUGGGGCGGCACCACCAGCCUCUCAAGCCGGCGGGCGAGACGCUCUGCCGGUACUACCUCGCAGGAUAUUGCCAGUAUGGGAGCAAGUGCAAGUUCAGCCACGACAAGAAGUACGAGACCAGCACGGUGUGCAAGUUCUUCCUGCAGGGCAACUGCGCAUACGGCAACAAAUGCAAGUUCGAUCACGUCAAGCCCGAGAAGCUUCGGCAGGCCAACGAGGCCGCAACCCCCAGCGCCGGCCCCUCCGCGGGCCCGGGAGCGUCCGCCUCGGAUCGCGUCCGCGCCGAGGUCGGACUCCUCGCACGAGACGCUCCCUCUGAAGCGCCGGGCGCGGCCGCUCGAGCGCCUCGCCCGCCGCAAGCGCCCAGGCAACCAGGCGCGGCGCAGCCGGCCGCGUCGAGCGGGCAAGACGCCGCGACGGCGAUGUCCCGACGCGUCGACGGCUGGGUCAUCCACGACGACGACGAGGGCGGCGGCUGGGGCGAAACGGACCCGCGCGCUGCCGGCGAACCCCCGUCCGCGCCAUCCGGGGCGUGGGCGCAGCGGCAGGCGGGGGCAGGAGGCGACGCGGAGCUCUGCAUGCGGUACUGCUUCGACGGCGCGUGCGAGGACGGCGACGCGUGUCCGAGGAUCCACGGCGCCAAGUGCCCGUGGUGUGGGCAGUGGCGGUCGCGUGGCGGGGACGUGGCGGUGCGGGACCCGGCGGCCGCGCCCGCGAUGGACCGCCAGCACCUCGCGGAGUGCGAGGCGCGGCAGCGGCGGCAGGAGGCGGUGGAGUCGUCGAAGGACGUGGAGUGCAACAUCUGCUUUGAGACCGUCGUGGAGAAGCCGCGGCCGUCGGAGCGCAUGUUCGGGCUCCUGGCCUGCGAGCACCCCUUCUGCCUCAAGUGCAUUCGAGCGUGGCGGGCCAAGACGGACGCCGGGAUCGACAUCAAGGACGCGAUCCGGACGUGUCCGCUCUGUCGCGUGGUGACGCACUUCGUGACCCCGAGCAAGACGUGGCCGAAGACGCCGCAGGACAAGGCCGAGGUCAUUCAAGGAUACAAGGACUACUUGGGAACCAAAGACUGCCGGAACUUCGCCUUCGGACAAGGAACCUGCCCGUUCGGGUCCAGCUGCUUCUACCGACACGCGUACAAGGACGGCACGGUGGAGGAGCACAGGCCCGACCUGAUGGUGAACGCGGACGGGGAGGUGGUCCCCAAGAAGGCCGUCACGUUGAAGGGGCUCCUCGAACGCCCCGCUCUCGGCGGACGCCCGUGA